UUAUUAAAAAUGAGUGGACGAGGCAAAACCGGUGGAAAGGCCAGAGCUAAGGCCAAGACCCGCUCUUCUCGUGCUGGACUUCAGUUCCCAGUGGGUCGUGUCCACAGACUACUGCGGAAAGGUAACUACGCCGAGCGCGUGGGUGCCGGCGCCCCCGUGUACCUGGCGGCUGUGCUGGAGUAUCUGACCGCUGAGAUCCUGGAGUUGGCCGGAAACGCCGCCCGCGACAACAAGAAGACCCGUAUCAUCCCCCGUCACCUGCAGCUGGCUGUCCGCAACGACGAGGAGCUCAACAAACUGCUGGGAGGAGUGACCAUCGCUCAGGGAGGAGUCCUGCCCAACAUCCAGGCGGUUCUUCUGCCCAAGAAGACCGAGAAGCCCGGAAAGGCCAAGUAAAUGUGAACGGACCAACAACA
Molecule: messenger RNA, 416 nt
Organism: Sphaeramia orbicularis (orbiculate cardinalfish)
Lineage: Eukaryota; Metazoa; Chordata; Actinopteri; Kurtiformes; Apogonidae
Product: histone H2A
Exons: 1
Coding region: 10-396 (128 amino acids)
Cellular component (GO): nucleosome
Molecular function (GO): DNA binding; structural constituent of chromatin; protein heterodimerization activity
Source: RefSeq, a predicted model, not a curated record